GCAUUUCGUCAUUGGAUACACGUGAAGACCGACGAGCUUUCCCCGCUUUCUUUCCCUCCCCGGCGUGAACGGAACGGCCCCUAACUCAAAUCCUAAUCUCCUCCGGGUAUGGUUUCAAGAAAGAUUGGUAGCCAUUGUCCGAUCUCUGGAUUUUUUUCUUCGUUCGUCUUCGCUGGAUCGAUCGCCCUGUCCUCGGCGGAGAGGGAUUCGCCUCGGAGAACGCUAAUCGCGGAGGGUAUUUCUCUUCUUUAGGGUUGGAGGAAGGGUGGAGGAGCGAGAGAGGGAUCGACACUAUGAGAACGAUCGAGACGUUGCAAGAUCUGAUAGAAGAGGCCAAGGUUCGAACCGCCUGCUGGGCCAUCUGCGUCUUUGCGAUCACCUACUUCUUGUCGCAUACAAGUAAAUCGAUGUGGACAAAUAUCCCAAUAUCAAUUCUUAUACUUUCAGUCUUCCGCUUUCUAUCUUAUGAAGUGGAGAUCCACUGGAGGGUGCAUCCUGUCCGUAAGCAGACAUAUCUAUCUCAUUUGGAAAAGAAGCAGUUACAUCUAGAUGAUUUUCAUCUUUCUACUGUGCCACCUCCUUCAAAAUGGAGGAGGAAAAUUGAUUCGCCCAUUGUGGAGGCUGCCAUUGAGGAAUUCAUUAACAAGAUCUUGCAGGAUUUUGUUGUAGAUCUUUGGUAUUCGUCUCUUACUCCUGACAAGGAGGCGCCGGAACUAAUACGCACUAUCAUACUAGAUGUACUUGUUGAAAUAUCAAGAAGAGUUAAGCAGAUCAACCUUGUCGACUUGUUAACAAGGGACAUGGUUGACUUGAUUGGAAACCACCUAGAUCUAUACAGAAAAUAUCAAUCAGAGAUUGGCGUGGAUGUUAUGGGAACUCUUUCUUUUGAGGAAAGGGAUGAAAGGUUAAAACACCAUCUAACAGCUUCCAAGGAACUUCAUCCAGCUCUGCUAUCUCCGGAGUGUGAACACAAGGUUCUUCAACGUAUUGUUGGAGGAGUUCUGGCAAUAGUCUUGAGGCCACAGGAAGCUCAAUGCCCAUUAGUUCGCUGUUUCAGUAGAGAGCUGUUGACCUGCUUGGUUUUGCAACCUCUCAUGAACUUUGCCAGUCCUGCGUAUAUCAAUGAGUUGAUUGAGUAUGUAUUCCUUGCCAAUCAAGAUAACAGAAAUGGAGAGUCGGACUCUGAUAGGUCAACCAAUGAAGCUAUUCUUGUGCAUGAUCCUAAAGUUUCUGGAGGAAAUACUCGGACUGCUCAGCCUGAGUUAAGAACUACAGCUUCUAACCAAGCAGGGGAUUUGAUAAUGGCUAAAAGUGGUGGGGAAAAAUCACUUGCUUGUUCUGAGCGUGUUCCUCAGAAAACAUUACAGGAAAGUACUGGGCAUCAUAUACCGCCUAGGGCAGCAGAAUGGGCAGUGAUACUGGAUGCUGCUACAAAAAGAAGAUCUGAGUUCCUUGCCCCUGAGAAUCUUGAAAACUUGUGGACAAAAGGAAAAAACUACAAAAAGAAGAUGGCCAAUAUUAUGAAGGCAGGAACUUUGCUGGGUUCUGUGAAUGCUGCACCGGGAAAUAGACACACUACUGCUCAUGCAGAAAACAUGGGAAAGGGAUUGUUGACCAAUAUGAACGAAAGUAUUAUAAAUAUAGAUGAUAAAUAUAUGGUCCACCUAAUGCAGGGACCCAAUAUUAAUAGCCAAUCAAAUGUAGCAACAAAGAAUGGGCCACAUGUUUCCCAAGAGCUGGUUAGUGUGCAAUCUAAAGAAAGGGGUCAUUUUGGUGAUGGAAGUGAUGAAAAUACCAGGAAAACUGUUAAAAGUGACAAAGGUCAGCUAAAGCGAUCUAGCAGUACACCUGAUAUUGAAACAACAUUCAUGGGCAAAGGUGGUGAAACUUCUGGUUUCAAGGAGAACUAUAUUCUAAACAUUAGCAAGCAUAAGGAAGAGCAAAGCUCUGCAUUGGUCUCCAAGAAUGGAGGAUCCUUCUAUGUUCCAAAGAUCAGGUGCCGGGUUGUUGGAGCAUAUUUUGCCAAAGUUGGAUCUAAAUCUUUUGCAGUUUAUUCAAUUGCUGUAACAGAUGCAGAGAACAAGACCUGGUCUGUGAAAAGAAGAUACCGAAAUUUUGAGCGGUUGCACCGGCAUCUAAAAGAUAUACCUAAUUAUACAUUACAUUUGCCCCCAAAAAGGUUUCUUUCAUCCAGUAUCGAUGAUUAUUUUGUGCACCAGCGGUGCAUUCUUCUCGACAAAUAUUUGCAUGAUCUUCUGUCAAUUGCCAAUGUUGCGGAGCAACAUGAAGUUUGGGACUUUUUAAGUGCUUCUUCGAAGAAUUACUCUUUUGGAAAGUCAACCUCAGUGAUGAAAACAUUAGCAGUGAAUGUGGAUGAUGCUGUGGAUGAUAUGGUUCGCCAAUUUAGAGGGGUUUCAGAUGGUCUACGGCGUGUUGUUGGCUCAUCAUCGUCUCAUGCAAGUUCUCCCUUAAGAGCUGAAGAGAGCAUGGCAUUAGCAUGCAUUGAAGAAGAGACAAAUAAGCUCAGUCCAAGCUAUAGUAAUAUGGACACUUCCCAUAGUUUGUCUGAUGAUGAAGCCCAUGAUGAAGACCAAUCUUCUGCAGUAAAUAAUGGAUGGCACUCUGAUAAUGAAUUAAACUCCAAAGGUUUUCCACCUUGUGUUGUCAAGCGCAUUGAGGAAUCUUCAAAUUUGGAUUCUCAGAGAAGCCAACAUUCAGAUAAAUUUCACAGACUUGCUUUAAAUGACUCAAAAACUUUAGUAGCAUCUGAUAUUUUUGAGGAUCCGCUUGCAAUGCCACCUGAGUGGACACCACCAAACAUUAGUGUGCCGCUGUUGAGUCUAGUUGAUAAGAUAUUCCAACUGAAACGGAGAGGUUGGCUGAGAAGACAGGUCUUUUGGAUUUCAAAACAGAUUUUGCAGUUAAUGAUGAAAGAUGCAAUUGAUGAUUGGAUCCUAAGGCAAAUUUCUUGGCUCCGGAGGGAUGAUGUUAUUGCACAAGGGAUUCAUUGGCUCCAAGAUGUUCUCUGGCCUAAUGGUACAUUCUUUAUAAAGUUGGAGAGCAGUCAAGGGAAUGUGGAAGACAGUCAUUUUAGUCAGAAACCAACUCAAAGUGCCAGUCGGAUAUAUGGUGAUAAGGUGACCAGAUCGAGCUCUUUCGAGCUGCAGCUUGAAGCAGCUCGCAGAGCAAGUGAUGUUAAGAAAAUGAUACUUGGUGGAGCUCCAACUGCGUUAGUCAGCUUACUUGGGCAUAGUCAAUACAGGCAUUGUGCGGAGGAUAUUUAUUACUUUAUCCAGUCUACUGUCUGUGUUAAGCAGCUUGCAUAUGGUAUGUUGGAACUGGUGCUUAUUUCAGUAUUCCCAGAAUUACGUGAUUUAAUACUAGAUAUACAUCAGAAGGCCUGAAAUCAGCCAGUCAGUCAUGAGCUUCAACCUUCUAAGACCUUCAAAGUCAAUCAGCAGCAUUUUUGAGCUCUCCCUUCUGGUCGACAUUUUUGACAGGUCAGCAUUCUGUUGGAGUUGAACUAAGAAAUCUUGGAUUUGGGAGUGAUUUUCUAUAUUCCAUUCAAAAUGUACAGUUGUACACAUUGAAAGCAUGUAUAUUUAUUAGCUGAGUUUAACCAAAUGAAUGAAAGUAGUUAUAUAAGAUACUUACCAAAUGAAUGAAAGUAGUUAUACAAGAUAUUUUUACAUAAGUCAA
This is a messenger RNA of Phoenix dactylifera (date palm), 3699 nucleotides long. The record is from RefSeq and is a predicted model, not a curated record. Lineage: Eukaryota; Viridiplantae; Streptophyta; Magnoliopsida; Arecales; Arecaceae.